AUGGACGCAUUACUUAUAUGCAGAAUAGUAGUUGUAAUGGUUCAAAAUACUUUCAUUUGGAUGAGGAUACCGCUUUCAGAACCCGAGUUGAUUGAAUCGGAUUCUAGACGUGGAAUUUAUCUCUUUUGUGUGCAGUUAACGGAUAACGGUAAACCACCGCUGCAAACAACAUCAUGGUUUUAUGUUAAAGUAACUGAUCCAGUUAUACCGCCUACUGUACACAACAUAUGGCCAGCUGAUUCAGCUAACGAUAUGGAAAUAACACAAAAGUUGAUGUUUUCCAAUAUGCAUAAUUCUACACAUACUCUUUGGUCUUCACACAUUUUAGACACAUUGAAAUCUGAUUCAAUACGUCUAGCCACCGAUAUGAACAUCAGCAAUAUUGUUAUUUCUUUACUGUUAGCAAUUUUUGCUAUAACUAUAGUUUGCACAUUAACUGCUUCAAUAUUAUGGGCCCGUUCUAAGCGCCGAUCUAAACGACUGAACGAGAAAAACGAUAAAACUGACUGUAGAGAUAAAAAUCGAAUCAUCAGUUAUAAUGCUACUAGUAAAACUACACAUAAAUGUAGACUACUAAAAAAAAGUCUUAAAAUAACUAGCAGUAGUAACAGCAAAUGUAGUAAAGAUAUAAAUACCACCCAGGAGUUGAUCAAACUCGAGAAUCGGGGACCACACUUCUGCAUCAGUAAUGCUGGUAUAGGCGGUCAAAUUAAAGAUAAGAACAGGUACUUUGGAAGUUGCAGUAGUCUUUAUAGUAAUAAAAGUAGUAACGAUGUAAAUUGUAAUACUGAACUUGGUAGUCCUAGUAAGAAAUUAACUGCUAAUAUUCAUGUUGUAAAUAACCCCAACACUGAGGAUGUUAAUAAUAAUAGUAAUAUUCUUACCCAUGUAAAUAGUACACAGUCACCCAGAUAUCAUAAAUCAAAAAAACAGAAAUGUUUACAUGAGAAAAGUGUGCCUGUAAAACAUCAUUCAAAAACUUUAUUUCAAAGAAACAAGCCAUUAAGAAUAAGUAUCGAUAACAAUUAUGUUGCGCUGAAUAAACUUUCGCAUUCUUCCGUCCACUGUGAACAACAGCUGAAACACUCAUCACAAGAACAUACGCCACUGACAGAAAAUAAAAUGCAUGCUGCUUCAGAAUCCUCCUACCUUCUCCCCUGUGAUCUAAUUUCAGUUUGCACUAAACAUGGUCAAACUGGUGAUAAUGGUAGGCUUCAUAAUUGUGACAACACUGUUACACUUACUAACAGUUCAUUGGUGAAUACACAGCCAACAACCUCACAAAUAAAAUACUUGGAACCUUAUUUACACAAUCAUCCCAACUAUCCACAGAUUACACAAUCAAAAACCCAUGUGACACCAUCUUGCCAGCAACAGGAACAACAAUACCCAUUACAAUGUGCAGCACACUACGUACCAAUUGAUAUAAAUAACUCAGCAUAUUCACCAACGCAAAAGAAAGUAGACUGUUCAACUAACAUAUUCUCAGAGGGUAUGAUAACAUGCUGUCAAACUAUUCCAAUCGUCAGUACACUUUCCAGAGGAUGUCCAACUCAUGGUCCACACUUAAUUCUACACCAUGAUGAGCACAAUAACUUUUCAAACUCAACACGUAUAUAUGCUGUCAGUUCAGUGCUUGAUUCAUUUGGAGAUUUAACAACGACAAUUACUACAGCACCUACAUCCACUGGUGCUACUUCCACGACAAAAAUAUUAACUGAUCAAAUACAAACCACCUACGAACUAAGAUUAGAACCAGUUUCAUCCGAUAUCACGCUGACAGCAACAACAACAACAGAUCAUGAAGGAGAAGAUGGAGAUGAUGAACAGUUGAGAGGUGCGAAAACCAUUUCAUGGAUUCCUGUUUCAAUACUCACUGAUAAUAUUUCUUCAUCCAUUCACCAACCGGAUUUUAUGUGUCAUGAAAAUAAUUAA
Molecule: messenger RNA, 1935 nt
Organism: Heterobilharzia americana
Lineage: Eukaryota; Metazoa; Platyhelminthes; Trematoda; Strigeidida; Schistosomatidae
Source: the annotation of a GenBank genome assembly